Messenger RNA from Peromyscus leucopus (white-footed mouse), 1485 nucleotides. Its product is annotated as gasdermin-C-like. The coding region runs from base 1 to 1434 and encodes 477 amino acids. Gene Ontology annotation, molecular function: phosphatidylserine binding; phosphatidylinositol-4,5-bisphosphate binding; phosphatidylinositol-4-phosphate binding. The record is from RefSeq and is a predicted model, not a curated record. Lineage: Eukaryota; Metazoa; Chordata; Mammalia; Rodentia; Cricetidae. Gene Ontology annotation, biological process: defense response to bacterium; pyroptotic inflammatory response. The transcript has 11 exons.
AUGCCCCACUCAUUUGACUGGGUUUGCAAGGACGUCGUUAAAAAGCUUCAAGGAAAAGAUCUGAAGCCUGUCAAAUGUCUGUCAGAUGCGAUGAAGUUCUGCCACUUUGAGAUACUGCAGAAGAAUCCUCAGUCACUGUUUUUUGAAUCUAAAGAUACUCCAGUUGGAUAUUCCCUCCUGCAGAUCUUAGAGCCAAAUUGUCCAGUCCCAGAGCCUGAAGUGUCAGGUCCCAUUCUCCUCAAACACACUGUAUCCUGGAAAUUGAAGGCUAACGUGGGUGUCAACGCCAUUGCAGAACUAAGCCUGUCAACAGGGUUUGGUCAGUCCUGUGGAUAUGACAUCGAGGUUCAGCAUAUUAGCAUCCCAGAUUCAAAACUGGAAAGUCUUCAAAACAGGAAGCUUCUGGAUCAGGAGCCAUUAUUUGUGAAAGAUUGCCGGAUGGGAAUGAAGGACCUGUAUGUGGUGACAGAGGCCUAUGAAGUGACCAAGGAUGCUGUGCUGGAAGACAGUAGCAGUGUAGACCUUUCAGGAAAAGUGGGCAUCCUCCAGGUUGUCAAGGGUGAAGCCCAGGGAGAGUGGCAAAGGGAGAGAACGGAUUCUGUGGCUAUCCUAAAGGGUUCAGUGGUGGCCUACAAGAAGAAGCAACUGGUCAUUAAGAAUAACACUUGUGCCAUUCUCUAUUCUGCUAAGAAGAAAACCUUUCUAGGUAUGCGUCAUAUACGUUCUAGGUUUAAAAAUCGUUUAGCUCUCUCAGAAUGGAUUCCCCGAUCAUCUGAGGAAAUCAUUGAGAGAGACUGGGAGAUAAAUUACAUCUCUCCAAUUGGAAGGAUAGAGGAACCUUUUCAUCUAGAUUUCAAGCACCUGCAAGAUGAGGUUUCUGAGAAAACAUGGGAACUGUCCAUGCUUUCAAAGGAUGUUCAAGAUGUCGUGUUCUCUAGCCUCCUGCCCAUGCUCAGUGACAGGGAGAUUCUGUAUGACCUGAUGAACAUGCUGGAAUUGGAUCAGUUGGGGCAUAUGGAUGGCCCAGGUGCUGUGAUCCUAGAUAUGCUGCGACAGGACUCAAGACCCCCAUGGAUUGACCUAAAGAACCUCAUUCUUUAUCUCCUUCAAGCCCUAAUGGUGCUGAGUGAUACCCAACUCAGUCUGCUGGCCCAGUCUAUGGAGAAGAGGCUCCUCCUCCAGCAACGAGAGCUGGUAAAGAGCAUCCUGCAGCCGAACUUCAAGUAUCCCUGGAACAUCCCCUUCACUCUCCAGCCUCAACUUCUUGCCCCACUCCAGGGUGAGGGCUUGGCCAUUACUUAUGAAUUGCUGAAGGAAUGUGGUCUGAAGAUGGAGCUGAAUAAUCCCAGAUCAACUUGGGAUCUGGAGGCCAAGAUGCCUCUGUCUGCCCUUUAUGGGAGUCUGUCAUUAUUGCAGCAACUUGUAGACGCCUAAAUCUUCCUCAAGGCCUGGCCCCAGCUCAGUCCAUGCUGAGUCCUGGAGACA